Messenger RNA from Cavenderia fasciculata, 678 nucleotides. RefSeq lists its product as uncharacterized. The transcript has 3 exons. Bases 1 to 678 code for a protein of 225 amino acids. The record is from RefSeq and is a predicted model, not a curated record. Gene Ontology annotation, molecular function: protein binding. Lineage: Eukaryota; Evosea; Eumycetozoa; Acytosteliales; Cavenderiaceae.
AUGAUUAUUACAACCUUUUUUAAAAAUACUGGAACAAGUUCUUUGGAUUUAAAACUAAAUAAUAACAUAAAUAUAUUUGAACUCUAUAUUCUCGAGUCGACACCAGACAACAAACAAUCACGUCUCUGGAGAUGCGAAUGUUCCUUUAACGUCAAGGACUAUCGUCGUGUUAUCGAUGACACCACCACCGUACUCAAAGCCGAUGAGUAUGACCGUGCCUUGGCAGAUUUCCAAAAGGCUCACGAAAAGAGUCCAAACGAUCACAACAUUAUGGACGGUGUUAGACGUGCACAACAGAAACAAAAGCAAGCCAAACGUAAAGACUAUUACAAGUUGUUGGGUGUCGACAAGAGUGCAUCACCACAAGAGAUUAAAAAGGCAUUCAAGAAGCUUGCACUCGUGCAUCAUCCAGACAAGGGUGAUCAAAGUGAAGAGUCCAAGAAAAAGUAUGUCGAAAUGACAGAGGCCUAUGAAACACUCAUCGACCAAGAAGAGAGUGAUAGAUACGACCGUGGUGAAGACGUCAAUUAUCCAAAGGCCGGCCGUCAACAACAACAAGGAUUCGGAGGUGGUUUCCCAUUCGGAGGUGGUUUUGGAUUUGGUGGUGGCGGUGGCGGUGGUCAUCAUCAUCAACAACAACAACAUUUUACUUUUAAUUUUGGUGGAUUUGGUCAUUAA